AUGGAAUAUUUAACUGGAAUCCUGCUUGAUGUCUCCGGUUCCAUGGGUCGUUACAUUAAAAGGGAUACUGAUGAUGAUGGAGGACCAUCCCCAUGGGCUCGCUCGAUCUUUGAGGUUAUUGACAACCUUAUCAAAUACGAUGUUUCUUCUGAAAACCAUGUAUUUGCAAUGGGCGUUGGGGCUUGUACUGGUGAGGACAUUUUUGAUAUCAUAGGAACUCUUAAACAGAUUCAGAAUGAAGACAAAAAAACUGAGAAUGAUGUUCAGGGGCCUGCUGCUAGUUGGCAAAUAAAGAAGAUUUUCGAAAUAUUAAAAAGAUCCGGCGCAAGAACUGUUGACAAAUGGGCAGCGGAAGAAGAUGCCAUCAUGGCAUUGGAAUAUAGAGAGGCUGAUUUGCUACUGAGCAAAUUUGAAUCUGACAAGUCGUUUCUUAAAAAAUUUGUUGAAGAUUUCCUACCAGAAGCUUGCCGGGAUUGGCCUGAAAGCCCCCUGGAGGACAUGAUAGGCCUUUCUUAUCUUAAAAGAGCAGCGCAAAGUGCGUAUGCGUCAGUGGCAACCACCUUUGUAAGAGCAACAGUUGCAGACAUCAGGGAAGUAGUUAAUAAGGCUAAGCCUUAUUUGCUGAAAGAAGCGAAAGAAAAAGUAGCUCUGUUGGGUGUGACUGUUAAUUCCAUUUCCAAUGUUCAAGAUGCCUCAAAUGUUCUUCAUGGGUGUGUCGAUGAAAAAGAACUCUCCCCAAAAAGGAGUCAGGAAUUAUUGAAAAGCGUCGAGCCUUACAUUUACGGUGGAACGCCUUUAUUUCAGUCGAUUGAGAAGGCGAUAAAACUUUUUCAAGCCUCUAGGUUUUCCAGCCACAAAAAGUUGCUUUUCAUCUUGUCAGACGGAAGUCCCUCAGAUGGACAUGCUAGUGAUCGUACAAGAAUAGAUCGAGUGGUCUGUGACUUAAACACAGCAGGUGUGACCGUAGUGAGCUGCUUUGUCACUGACUCUACGCAGAUUGACCCCAAACGACUCUACAGCAAAGAAGGACCUGACUGGGAUCCCGGUGCAAAGUUCCUGUUCUCAUUGAGCUCAAAGAAGCCCACGCAAUCGCUACCACGCACUAUGUUUGUUAAACGUGAUUGGACCAUCGAUAUCACCAACAAUGAAACACACUUGUUCUUGCAGGUCAAUCAUCCAGACAACUUGCGAGAGGCUUGCCAAGUGGCACGUGAUGUCGUUUAUUCUCAAGACGCGCUAUCCGAAAUGCUUGCAGUCGUCGACUUAGAUCUCUACAUUAACCAACAAUUAGAGGGCUAUGAAGCAAAAUUAAAGCAAGAAGGGGCGACCUGCUAUGCAAAUGCAGCUGCGACAAUUCUCCAUUUGUCCAUGAAACGAAUUCUUGGACGCGAAGGCGAAUGUCCAGAUUUCUACAAGUUAAGAGAAGAAUUUACCAAUCGUUUUGGAUCUAGUGACGGAGCCAAUACCUUCCAUGUGCUGCAGAAGAUGUGCCCAAAGUACCGUAUGCGGUGCCAGGAAGUUGACCUCAAAGGUGCCAUGGAAGCGAUCACUUCAAGUCGCCCAGUAGUGGCAACAUUUCGGCUCACUGACCCUGAAUGGAAACGUUUUGGAAACUUCUUUCGAACAAACCCAAAAGGUAUUUUGACGAAGGCGGAGAUCGACAUAGCAGCCCGUCUUUCCAAUACUCCUACCAUUGGCCAUGCAGUUGUGUUGACCAGUGUCGACAGCCAGUGUCUACAACUGCUAAAUUCUUGGGGAGAUUCCUGGGGAAACAAAGGAUUUCUCAAAGUGCAGAACGCAGACGUUCUUGGAUUGGAAUUUAUUGACGUUUUCUGUGAAAAAGAAGAUUUGACAGUAGAAGAAAAAUCGAGUUACGAGAACCAUGGAUCCGAAGUUGCCAGAAAAUUAAUGAAAGAUUUGCCGAGUCUUCAGCGAGCUGAAUUCAAGUGCCCCAAAUGCAGCAAGACAUCACCAGUGAUGGAGUUUACCGGAACUUUGAUAUGCGCAAAGUGCCCCAAAUGUCGCAAUGAGUUCUAUUCAAAAAAUGCUGAGGAAGGGAACAUUUUGGUUCUUAAUCUUUAUCUUACCUCUUUAAUCAGAUAG
Porites lobata is the source of this 2103-nucleotide messenger RNA. NCBI's taxonomy places the organism in Eukaryota, Metazoa, Cnidaria, Anthozoa, Scleractinia, Poritidae. The record is from the annotation of a GenBank genome assembly.